This is a messenger RNA of Brugia pahangi, 747 nucleotides long. The record is from the annotation of a GenBank genome assembly. NCBI's taxonomy places the organism in Eukaryota, Metazoa, Nematoda, Chromadorea, Rhabditida, Onchocercidae.
AUGACAAGCAUUUCAAAAGAUGAUGUCAAAAUUUCUUUUGAAACCAAGAAUCUGUUGAUGAAUAGUAGACCUUUACGCCUUGAAUUCUGGCGAGUACUGUCGAAAUCGACUACAAUGAAGUUUACGGAAAUUGAAACGAUACAGUUAGCAGUCCAAGAUAUUCGAAAUUCAGGGCCAUUUGUACAACGUUAUAUUUUGACAUUGCUUUUGAAUAGCACAACGACACAUUCAGCAUUAUUUGACACUAGUUUUCUAAAGCAUUUCCUUCAUGAACUGAUGAAGACAAGACAAAGUAAUCGGCAUUUGGCAAACCUGCUCCUUAUAAAACUGAAUCAUAAUGAAUGGUGUUUUGAUUGGUUGUAUAGCAGCGCCGUUAACGAAGACCAGCAAAUUCAGGCAAUAGCUAUUCAGGCUUUGGAAUUGCUUUUGAAAAGAGGUACUCCAGAUAUUCAGCUAUAUAAAAUUAUCGUUGUGCUAUUGAAGAGUCAAAAUGAAACGAUUAGAGAAAAAGCUGCAAAACUAUGUUCUCAUAUGGUUAAUCGGAAAACUGCUGCACUAAAUCCAGAAAUUUUGUUCUGGUGGUUUGCACAGUACUACCCGGAAAUUGAAGAAUUUAUUAGCCAAUGUGGUGAUUUUGGUAAUAAUGAACAUACUCGUCUUUUUGACGCAUGCGUUUCAAACCCAUAUACCGAAGCGGUUCCAAUCUGUAGUGAGCAUUUAAGUAGUGUGUUGCAAUUAAUAUCAUGA